AAAGGCUUUAAAAAAAAAGGACAGGAAGCGCAUUCUGGAGAGCAGGAGGAAAAGUUUUAAGAGAAGACUGCAGUUGAAAAUGAGUUUGCAGGAGCCGUGGUGAGCCAUUCCUCUCCAGCUGAACGUCAUUAGGUCACAGUGGAAGCAGAGGUCUGGACCAAAGAGCUGUCUCUACCCCGAAACCAUUUCAGAUGGAGGUGGAUGCAGACGAUAAGCGCCAUCGAACACGCUCCAAAGUGCCUGUGGAUCCAGCAUUGACAGAGCUUUUCAGUGUGUAUGGCUGCCCUCUGGCCAAAAAGAGAAAGAGUCUAGACAGACAAACUCUGGAAACUUCCCCCAAGAGGAGCACCUACCUAGAUGACAUGGACAACUCCACAAUGGAGGAAUGCUACGAGACAGACGGAACUGAGGAGAUGGACGAUAGGGAGGAAGAGGAGGAGGAAGGAGCUGUAGAGGAGGAAGAGGGAGAAGUGGAGGAGGAAGAGGAGGAGGUGGAAGGCUACAUGGACUACAACAUAGAGCAAAUGGAGCAUGAAGAUGGGGAGGUGGAGAGAGGUGAUGGAGAGGGGGAAGAAGAAGAAGAAGAGGACGAAGAGGAGGUAGAGGUGGAGCAAGAAGAGGAGGAGGAAGGUGAUGAGGAGAGGGAAUGUAACAAUGCCAAAUCUGGCCUGAUGACGGAGAAAGACAACAACAACAAUGAUGAUUUUGAAAACUAUGAUGAACUUGUGGCCAAGUCCCUGCUAAACCUGGGUAAGAUUGCAGAAGAUGCUGCCAACAGGGCCAUGACAGAAUCUGAGAUGAACAGCAACUCCUCUCAUAGUGAAGAGGAGGAAGAAGAGGAGGGGGAAGGCAAUGAAGCACAGAGGGGUGAUCUAAGUUUGGACGUUGACAGUGAUGUAGUCCGGGAGACGGUGGACUCCCUUAAACUGCUGGCACAAGGUCAUGGUGCAGUGUUGUCUGACAAUUUAGAUGGACAGGAGUUUGAGGACGGUACAGCUGAGAACGUUGACGAGACUGACUGUACCCACAGUGGGGGAAAUGUACACAACGGUGGUAAUGGACAAGUUAAAACCACCAGUAAUGGACAAACAGAAAACAGCGAUGAGGAAGUGUGUUUAAGCAGUCUGGAGUGCCUACGAAACCAAUGCUUCGACCUGGCCCGGAAACUAAGUGAAACAAAGUCAGCUGACCGAAAUGGACCAUCCCAGCAAAAUCAUUUCUCAUGUGGAGAUCCCAAUCAGCAGCCCCAGCAUCAUGGCUAUGGGGAAUUCCACCAUAGCCAAGACGACAGGCGAACGCAUGAUAGGAACUAUUCCGACAUGGACAAUCUCAUGAAGCUCGAGGAGCAGCUGAGCCCACGCUCCAAAGCUUUCUCCAGUUGCGGGCAGGAUGACCGGUAUCACACCAACCACCGAGAUUUUGAUGAGGACACUGCCUCAGUAACGUCAGACCGAUCAGAAGAAGUGUUUGACAUGACAAAGGGUAACCUGUCCCUAUUGGAGAAGGCCAUUGCACUAGAGUCAGAACGUGCAAAGGCAAUGCGAGAUAAAAUGGCAGCUGAGGCUGCUAGGAGAGAUGGGGUGAGGUAUAACCAUGAAGACCAUGGCCCACGGCAUGGCUAUGGUGUUGAGCGUAAAGCCCGCCUUCCUGAUGGUAUGAAGAAGCCUUUCUACCAUAAAGAUACUUCACGUGCAGACAAGAAGGAAAGCCGGUGUCCAACACCAGGCUGUGACGGCACAGGUCAUGUUACUGGCUUAUACCCACACCAUCGGAGCCUCUCUGGCUGUCCGCACAAAGACAGAGUGCCACCAGAAAUUGUGGCAAUGUAUGAGAAUGUUCUUAAGUGUCCUACGCCUGGCUGCACGGGACGCGGCCAUGUCAAUAGCAACAGAAACUCCCACAGAAGUCUGUCAGGAUGUCCCAUUGCUGCAGCCGAGAAGCUGGCCAAAGCCCAGGAGAAGCACCAGAGUUGUGAUGGCCCCAAGUCCAACCAGGCCUCUGACCGAGUCUUAAGGCCUAUGUGCUUUGUCAAACAACUGGACUAUCCACAGUAUGGUUACAAGAACAAUGUUUCCACCAGCACACCCCGCUCCAACCUGGCCAAGGAGUUGGAGAAGUACUCCAAGACCAGCUUUGACUACAGCGCCUUUGAUGGCAGCAACAACCACCAAGUGUAUGGGAAACGGGCCAUCGCACCCAAAGUUCACGGACAAAGGGACACCUCUCCAAAAGGAUAUGAUGCUAAACGUUACUGCAAGAACUCCAGCUCGGCCAGCAGCACCACCAGCACCUAUGCUCCCAGCAGUAGCAGCAGCAGUCUGAGCUGUGGAGGUGGAGGAGGGGGAACAGGAGGAGGAGGUGGGGGUGGGGGCAGUAGUGCCAGCAGCACCUGCAGCAAGAGCAGCUUCGACUACAGUCACGACAUGGAGGCCGCCCACAUGGCAGCCACGGCCAUCCUCAACCUGUCCACACGCUGCAGGGAGAUGCCCCACGGGAUGGGGGGGAAGCCCCAGGAUUUGUGCUCGCAGAGUCCCGGUCUAGAUGUUGAUGAGAACGGUACGUUGGACCUGAGUAUGAGCAAGCGUCUGUGCAGCGGUGGUGGUGGUGGAGGGGACUCUGUGCUCACCCCUCUAGAACCCAUGUCCCCCCAGAGGCAAGCUGCCCUGCUGGGCUCCCGCUGCUACGGCAUGGGGGAUGCCACUGACUGCUGGGACCUGCCAGUAGACUACACCAAGAUCAAACACAUAGAUGAGGACGAGAAAGAGGUAAAGGGGAAAAUAACAAGGACUCCGGAUGACCUGGAUCCCUUCCAUGACCUGCUGGAGGACCGCUCCUACACCACAGAUGUUAACAUGCCCAGCCCCAAGCCCAAGUAUAUCCAGUGCAAGGAGAGUAAGAAGGACCUGAUAACUCUCUCAGGUUGCCCUUUAGCUGAUAAAAGCAUUCGAAGUAUGCUGGCCAACAACGCACAAGAGCUCAAGUGCCCGACACCAGGGUGCGAUGGUUCGGGACAUAUCACUGGCAACUACGCCUCACACAGAAGUCUCUCAGGGUGUCCGCGAGCCAGGAAAAGUGGGAUAAAGAUCAUCCACAGUAAAGAGAACAAGGAGGACCAGGAGCCUAUCAGGUGUCCAGUCCCAGGUUGUGAUGGUCAGGGACAUGUGACAGGGAAGUAUGCAUCCCACAGAAGUGCAUCUGGAUGCCCCAUAGCAGCCAAGAGACAAAAGGAUGGCUAUCUAAACGGCAUUCAGUUCACAUGGAAGUCUGGCAAGACAGAGGGCAUGUCCUGCCCUACACCAGGCUGUGAUGGCUCAGGCCAUGUCAGCGGCAGUUUCCUGACACAUCGGAGUCUGUCGGGUUGUCCACGUGCCACCUCCGCCAUGAGGAAAGCCAGGCUCUCUGGAGUGGAAAUGCUAACAAUAAAGCAGCAACGUGCCAGCAACGGGCUGGAGCAUGAAGAGGAGAUCAAACAGCUGGAUGAGGAAAUCAAAGAUUUAAGUGAAUCUAAUUCACAAGUGGAGGCAGACAUGAUCAAACUUCGAACGCAGAUUACAACAAUGGAGUCCAACCUGAAGUCCAUAGAGGAGGAAAACAAGGUGAUUGAACAGCAAAAUGAAUCUCUCCUGCAUGAGCUGGCCAACCUCAGCCAGUCACUGAUUAACAGUUUAGCUAAUGUCCAGCUCCCUCAUAUGGAGCCAAUAAGCGAGCAGAACUUUGAUGCCUAUGUGACCACUCUAACAGAUAUGUACACAAAUCAAGACCAGUACCAGAGUCCAGAAAACAAAGUCCUCUUGGAAAACAUCAAGCAAGCUGUUCAAGGGAUCCAAGUGUAAGCAUUCAGUAAAAGGAGAUUUUUUUCCCCAAAGCAGGUGUGGGUGGUGUAUCAAAUCCACAUAUAAACAGGCAGUGAUGGUUCGAUCUCCUUGGUUCGGUGCAGUAACUUAUAUGGUGUUAUAUAUUUUAAAUUCUGUUCUCUCAAAAAAAGAGGUAUUAUGCUUAGAAAGACCUCAAGAUAA
Xiphias gladius (swordfish) is the source of this 4016-nucleotide messenger RNA. RefSeq names its product myelin transcription factor 1-like, b (gene myt1lb). Bases 192 to 3833 code for a protein of 1213 amino acids. The record is from RefSeq and is a predicted model, not a curated record. NCBI's taxonomy places the organism in Eukaryota, Metazoa, Chordata, Actinopteri, Istiophoriformes, Xiphiidae. Gene Ontology annotation, biological process: regulation of transcription by RNA polymerase II. Gene Ontology annotation, cellular component: nucleus. The transcript has 23 exons. Gene Ontology annotation, molecular function: DNA-binding transcription factor activity, RNA polymerase II-specific; zinc ion binding; RNA polymerase II cis-regulatory region sequence-specific DNA binding.